AUACCCCUUGGUGAAAUUCUUGGUCGUGCCGGUGCUAUCAAAUCCUCUUUACUUAUUGUGAUCAGUAAUUUAUUUUCUUUAUCAAGAUUAUAAAUCUCGCUUUAUAGGGUUACCAUACCACAGUAUGGAUAUAUAGUGUAAAAGUUUGGCGGGUCAAGACAAGGCCCGAUUCACGCACGAACGUUUAAAUUUCAGUUCCAACGGUUCGAACUGUAAAGCCAGCUAAACGAGCAAUGAUUGUAAGGCCGUGUUUUAAAAAAAUAAGGCCUCUCCUGCAUUUCACUAAUCCAUUAGACAUCCAUUAUUGUUCUCAUUCGCAGGCCAUUGAUUUGGCAGCAGAAACUCAAGCUGAAUCAACUGCAUGUUCAGAUUAUCGCCACGUGCACCACCUGUUUGAUGAAAAUCCACAGAGAGUUUCUCUGAACAAUCACUUGCUUUUUGAGUACUCUAGGAACAGUUUCAAUGAAGAGGCUCUGAAUCUUUUUGUUGGUGUUCAUCGUACAGGACUUUUGAUUGAUGGGUCUAGCCUUUCUUGUAUAUUGAAGGUCUGUGCAUGCCUGUCUGAUCUAACUUUUGGUAAACAAGUGCAUGCUCUCUGUAUAAGAUCCGGUUAUUUUGACAAUGUUAGUGUUGGGACUUCACUUGUUGACAUGUACAUGAAAAUGGAGAACGUGGAUGAAGGUCGGAGAGUGUUUGACGAAAUGGAGGACAAGAAUGUUGUGACGUGGACUUCGUUGCUUUCGGGUUAUUCGUGCAAUAAGCUGGUUGAUAGAGCGUUACAAGUGUUUCAUAUGAUGUUAGUUGGAGGAGUUAAUCCUAAUGCGUUUACUUUCGCAACAGUUCUUGGAGUUUUGGCCGAUAAAUGUGCAGUUGAAAAAGGAAUUCAAGUGCAUACUAUGGUUAUCAAGUGUGGUUUUGAGGUGAUAACAUCUGUGGGAAAUUCUUUGAUCAAUAUGUAUUUGAAGUCUGGGAUGGUUAGAGAGGCCACAGUUGUAUUUGAAAGUAUGGGAAAUAGGAAUGAAGUGUCUUGGAAUGGCAUGAUUGGUGGUCUUGUGACUAAUGGGCUUUAUUCUGAAGCAGUUAAGUUGUUCCACAUGAUGAGACUUGCAGGUGUGGAACUGACGCGGUCGAUCUAUGUUACGGCUGUCAAAUUAUGUACUAAUCUUAAAGAAUUGGUUUUUGCUCGGCAGCUUCAUGGUCGCGUUACGAAGAACGGGUUCUAUUUAGACAAUAAUAUUAGAACGGCACUCAUGGUCUCUUAUACUAAGUGUGGGGAAAUGGAUGAUGCCUUCAACUUAUUCUCUAUGAUGCACACAUUCAGGAAUGUGGUUUCUUGGACAGCAAUGAUUGGGGGGUAUAUGCAGAAUAAUAGACCAGAGCAAGCAGCAAAUCUCUUUUGCCAAAUGAAGAAGGAUGGUAUUAGACCAAACGAUUUCACGUAUUCAACUAUUCUUGCUGCUCAACCCUCUAUUUCUUUGUUCCAAGUACACGCAGAAAUUAUCAAAACCAAGUACGAAGGUUCACCUACUGUAGGAACUGCAUUAUUAGACGCAUAUGUGAAAACAGGAAAUAUUGGUGAGGCUGCUAAAGUUUUUGAAGAGAUUGAUGAGAAGGACAUCAUUGCUUGGUCUGCUAUGUUAUCUGGUUAUGCUCAAAGAGGAGACAUUCAAGGUGCUGUGAGAGUUUUCCGGCAAUUAUCCAAAAGUGGGGUUUGGCCAAAUGAGUUUACCUUCUCCAGCGUCAUCAAUGCAUGCACUACUUCCAUGGCAUCAGUGGAGCAAGGAAAACAAUUUCAUGCAAGCUCAAUAAAAUCAGGUUAUAGUAAUGCUUUCUGUGUGAGCAGCGCCCUGGUUACUAUGUAUGCUAAAAGAGGGAACAUAGAAAGUGCAAAUGAGGUUUUCAAGAGACAGAAAGAAAGAGACUUAGUCUCAUGGAACUCAAUGAUAUCAGGAUAUGCACAACAUGGUUAUGGCAGAAAAGCACUAAAGAUAUUCGAGGAAAUGCGAAAAAGGAAUUUAGAAAUGGAUAAUAUAACAUUCAUUGGAGUUAUUUCUGCCUGUACUCAUGCAGGACUACUGAAUGAAGGUCAAAAGUAUUUUGACAUGAUGGUAAACAACUUACAUAUUUCUCCAACAAUGGAGAUCUACUCUUGCAUGGUAGACUUGUAUAGCCGAGCUGGUAUGCUGGAUAAAGCCAUGGCUAUUAUCAAUGGGAUGUCAUUUCCUGCUGGUGCCAUCGUAUGGCGUACUCUUCUGGCAGCAAGCCGAGUUCACCGCAAUGUUGAGCUUGGGAAACUUGCCGCAGAUAAUCUUAUUUCCCUUCAGCCACAGGACUCAGCUGCAUAUGUCCUCCUAUCUAAUCUCUAUGCUGCAACUGGAAAUUGGCAAGAAAGAGCAAAAAUAAGAAAAUUAAUGGAUGUGAGAAAAGUUAAAAAGGAGAUUGGUUAUAGCUGGAUUGAGGUUAAGAACAAGACCUACUCAUUCAUGGCGGGUGAUGUGUCACAUCCCUUAGCUGACAGUAUAUACGUGAAACUUGACGAGCUUAGUGUCCGACUGAAGGAUGCAGGAUAUAAACCAGAUACAAAUUAUGUUCUUCAUGAUGUGGAAGAUGAACAUAAAGAAGCCAUUCUUUCUCGGCACAGUGAAAGGUUAGCUAUUGCUUUUGGAUUAAUUGCCACAUCUCCAGGAAUUCCCAUCCAGAUUGUCAAGAAUCUCAGAGUCUGUGGUGACUGUCACACCGUUAUUAAACUAAUAUCGAAGAUAGAGGGAAGGGAAAUCGUUGUCAGGGAUUCAAAUAGAUUCCAUCACUUUAAAGGAGGUCUAUGCUCUUGCGGUGAUUAUUGGUGAAUUCAAGCUCUUCAAAAGAACUAAGAGAUAGCAGCAUUUCACUGUUGAUGCUUGUAGAAGCAAAAGCGAGCUUUAGUCAGAGGCGGACCUAUGUUGUAGGUUGAGGGGUCACAGGACCCCGUUAGUCUCGACAAAAACCCUGUAUAUAUAUAUGGGACCCCUUAAAAAUUUUACCUGUGACCCCAGAAACUAAAAGGCGAAUGGCAGAAGUGGUUGAUCAGUCGCUUCAGUUCCAUUCAUUAUCAGAACAUAACGAGGGUUCAAGACCAACUUCAGCUUCUUUCGCCUCUUUUUUAUCUUUUUUUUCCUCUUUUGUAUUUUAAUUCUCGUUUCUCCUCCGUUCUAUCUUAGUUAUUUUUUCUCCUCCUUUCUAUUUUAGGGUUCUUUUUUCUCCUCCUUUCCAUUUUAGUUCUUUGAAUACAACGUAAUUUAUAUUUAAUAGCAAACUACUUUAUUUUUUAUUCUUAUCUUUUUUUGAAUUCAAUUAUAGUUUAUUUCU
This is a messenger RNA of Nicotiana tabacum (common tobacco), 3345 nucleotides long. Its product is annotated as pentatricopeptide repeat-containing protein At2g27610-like. Gene Ontology annotation, molecular function: protein binding; zinc ion binding; RNA binding. The record is from RefSeq and is a predicted model, not a curated record. Gene Ontology annotation, biological process: RNA modification. NCBI's taxonomy places the organism in Eukaryota, Viridiplantae, Streptophyta, Magnoliopsida, Solanales, Solanaceae.